AUGGAGAACAAAUUCAACGUCGCUCAAACGCAAAACGGCAAAAGUGCUGUGAAGCAAGUGAAACAGGAGUUCGGAAAUGAGAAUUCGAUGAGCCCAAGAAAAAUAAGACCUUCUUAUUCUCAACUCUUGGAAAACUUGAGAAAAACUAAAUUGGCUCUACGAAAAUCGGAGAACCAACGGAAAUCCGAGAAGGAGAAAAUGGAAAAGCAACUUCUGGAGGCCUACGCUUCCAACUCCUUCCUCAAAAGUCUCCAUGCCAAGAAGCUGAAGGAGGUGGAGGAUAAAUUGGAAAAAACGGAAAAGGAGCUGGAAAAGGCAAAAGAAGUGGUGUCGAAUAUGAGGAACACCUUGUUCCAACAACAAAAAUCAACCCGUGAAGUGAUUGUGAAGCAAAAUUUGAUCAGUGGGAAGUUAUUAAUGGACUUGAAAAGACAGAAGGAAGAAGUGGAGGAAGCAGAACAAUUUCAGCUGAGGGAUAAAAAGACGCUGAACGCUCUAUGGAGAGAUUUGAAAGAGAUGAAGACUGAAGACAACAAGAAACAACAUGAAAUUGAAAAACUAGAGAAGGAGCUGAUAGCUCAGAAGAAGAAUAUGGAGGUGUCUCAGCAGGAACUGGUGGAUCGACACCGCGAGGAAAUCAGGGAAGCACAACGUGGGGCAAAUAUUCUCCAGAGUCUUCUACAACAGAAAGAAGAAGUUCUUGAAUUUAAUUCAAUUAAAAUUAAUAAGUUGGAGCAGGAAUUAAAGACGAGAAACGAGGAGUUUGUUGAAAAAGUCAGGAGAAUUAAUGCAAUUAAUGCAAUUUUAAACAAUGGAACCGUUUUAUAG
Molecule: messenger RNA, 828 nt
Organism: Caenorhabditis remanei
Lineage: Eukaryota; Metazoa; Nematoda; Chromadorea; Rhabditida; Rhabditidae
Exons: 2
Coding region: 1-828 (275 amino acids)
Source: RefSeq, a predicted model, not a curated record